Molecule: messenger RNA, 985 nt
Organism: Daktulosphaira vitifoliae (grape phylloxera)
Lineage: Eukaryota; Metazoa; Arthropoda; Insecta; Hemiptera; Phylloxeridae
Gene: Pmm2
Exons: 5
Coding region: 147-899 (250 amino acids)
Biological process (GO): GDP-mannose biosynthetic process; mannose metabolic process; protein N-linked glycosylation
Cellular component (GO): cytosol
Molecular function (GO): phosphomannomutase activity
Source: RefSeq, a predicted model, not a curated record
AACAAUCAGUUUAAUCACAAAUGAACCCGGUUAAGAUUGAUAAGAUUUCAAAUUUAAUGGAAUUCAAAGAAUGCAAAUAAUAAUACGGUUAUUGAGACACGUAUGCUGAUUGCUUAAUUAUUAAUUGAUAAUUACUGUUAUUUAAAAUGAAUAGAUGUUCAACAAUUUGCUUAUUUGAUGUUGAUGGAACAAUUACAGAUCCUAGACAGCCCAUAAACCCAUCAGUAAGAUCCUACCUUCUUAAUGACCUCAAAAAAGUUUCAAGUGUUGGUCUAGUAAGUGGCUCUGAUAUAUCCAAAAUUAAUGAACAAAUUGGCGGUUUAGAAUUCAUAUCUCAGUUUGAUUAUGUUUUUGCGGAAAAUGGAUUGGUAGCGUUCAAAAAUGGUGUAGAAUUUAAGAAAAAAAAUAUUAUCAAUUAUCUAGGUGAAGAAAAACUUCAAAGUUUCAUUAAUUUUGUUUUGGGCUAUUUAUCAAAAAUUGAAUUACCUUUCAAACGAGGAAAUUUUGUUGAGUUUCGAACAGGCAUGAUCAAUAUUAGUCCUGUUGGCCGUUCUUGUUCAAAUACAGAAAGAGUUGAAUUUGAAAAAUAUGAUAAAGUUCAUAACAUAAGAAAAAAGUUUAUUGAAACCUUAAAUAAUGAACUACCAGACAUUGGCCUGAUUUAUGCUAUUGGUGGUCAAAUAAGUUUUGACUGUUUUCCCGUUGGUUGGGAUAAGCGCUUUUGUCUACGUUACUUAGAAGAAGAAUUUAAUGGAAAAAUACAUUUUUUUGGUGACAAAACUUAUGUGGGAGGAAAUGAUCAUGACAUUUUUAUUGAUCCAAGAGUAAUUGGUCAUUCAGUCACAGACCCAAAAGACACUAUUUCACAAUUAAACAAUUUAUUUUUUAAUAAAAUAUAAAGCAAUACAAAUAUCUUAUAUUAUAUUGUAUACAUAUUUUUAGCUUUAUUAUAAGCAGUUUAUAAAUAAAAAUAAUUAUCACAACA